UCUUCCCCCUGCCGGUCACAUCUCCGGGAACCCAGCCCAGGCCCUGCCUCCCGGACACAGCGACGCUCACGUAGUCGGUGGCAGCGGUCGCCCCCUGCCACCUCCCUCCCGGCAGUCUGAUGCAGCGAGCAAGCUGGGGAGGGGGCUUCUGUGCGGCCCGAAAGGGUUCUAGCCUAUUCAUCUAGCCCAACGAUGGCCGUGGACAUAGAAUACAGGUACAACUGCAUGGCUCCUUCCUUGCGCAGAGAGAGGUUCGCCUUCAAGAUCUCACCAAAGCCAAGCAAACCUCUGAGGCCCUGUAUUCAGUUGAGCAGCAAGAAUGAAACCAAUGGAAUGGUGGCCCCGACUGACCAGGAGAAAAAGGUGAAAAAGCGGGUCUCCUUUGCCGACAACCAAGGGCUGGCCCUGACAAUGGUCAAAGUGUUCUCAGAGUUCGAUGACCCAUUAGAUAUCCCAUUCAACAUCGCCGAGCUUCUAGACAACAUCGUUAAUUUGACGACAGCAGAGAGCGAGAGCUUUGUUCUGGAUUUCUCACAGCCUUCUGCAGAUUACUUAGACUUCAGAAAUCGACUUCAGAAAGACCACGUCUGCCUUGAAAACUGUGUGCUGAAAGACAGAGCCAUUGCCGGCACGGUGAAGGUGCAGAACCUUGCCUUUGAGAAGAUUGUGAAAAUAAGAAUGACAUUCGACACUUGGAAAAGCUUCACAGACUUUCCUUGUCGGUAUGUGAAGGACACUUAUGCCGGUUCAGACAAGGACACGUUCUCCUUUGACAUUCGCUUGCCUGAAAAAAUCCAGUCUUAUGAAAGGAUGGAGUUUGCCGUAUGCUAUGAAUGCAGGGGACAGACGUACUGGGACAGCAACAAAGGCAAAAACUAUAGGAUCACCCGGGCUGAGUUAAGAUCUACUCAGGGCGUAGGCGAGCCACAAAAUGGACUGGAUUUUGGAAUAGCCUUCGACCAGUUUGGAAGCCCUCGGUGUUCCUACGGUCUGUUCCCGGAGUGGCCUAGUUAUUUAGGAUAUGAAAAGCUAGGGCCCUACUACUAGUGAUCGGCAUGGGAUGGAGUGGGGCUGAGCCGGUGCACAGACAAGCCUGGCUCCAGUCACAGUGGGAUAUAGGCAGACGCCAAGAAAAGAGUAAAGUUGAACUGCCAUUAGGCAUGCUUUUCUUUAAAGAAAGGAUCCUAUUCGCUUUUUUUCUUAAGCCAGCAAAUCCAGUCAGGUUUAUGUCACAGAACUGGUUUCAUAGUCAUUCCCUCAGCGGGCACACCGGAGGAUGCACGUGGUGUGCUGGGCCGUGCAGCACCCACAGCAGCCACGAGGAUAGGAGUGGAUAGUGGGGGGUCUUCGAUGCCCCGGAACCAGGUCUGAGGGGAGCCGGCAGUGCCACAGGGCGAGGCGUGCCUGGAUGCCGGGAGGACCCACUGCUCUCACCUGGGACUUGGAAAGCCACCUGCACGUGUCGCUCAGUCCCAGCCACCUCACCUUGGACCCCCACUACUGGUCUUCAGGUGUUCUCCGUCCAGCCAGGCCUUUCCUGCAUGUGGGUGCCGCUGUUGCUCAUCUGUACAUAUACACCAUACUUUAUCUCUCCGUGAGGAUACGUCAGUCUGAAGUUGCACGUUUCUAAUACAGCUAUGGAAGAGAGAUGGGGUCGGCUCCUUUCUUCUUCUUCUUUUUUUUUUUUUUUUCCUGUGCUGUCAUAUGAUUGCCAGUUCAUUUUUUGGCAUAUUAUUUUCUUACACAGUCCAUCUGAUGUUCAGGAAAAUAUAAUAAAGGCAAAUGAGCUUGUGACUGACAGGCUUUCUUCCUCUCUCUUCCCGGACCCAUAUAGUGGCUCCAGUGAGAAUAGCACCCAGUUAUCUAGUGACUGGCCCCUGUUGUGGUGUUACAGAUUGCCGGGCUAAGACAAGGGAGGACAAUCAUGAGUGGGACUGUUUUAGCUUUUCCUCUUGGCUUUUAGGGGAGCUUUCUAAGUACUUUUAUCCCGAGUCGCCAGACAGCUCAAUUACAAGAUUUGUUGUAACUUGUUUGGCUGGUUCGCAAGCGUCUCAUUCUUUGAAAAACAAUUUUUAAUCUCCUUUUCUGGAGUUAUCUUUUAUACUGAGUUUAGGACAUUUUGAUUUGCAGAUCCUACAAAUCCUUAAAGCCUCCAGAAAAUGAUUUUGUUUUGGCUGUGAUUUACAAUAUCCAGGACACUUUGCAAGCACCUAGGGACUUGGAUUUGGGUGUUUUUAUUUAUGGUGUGUGAGUACAUAAAGGGUUAGAGGAGAAAACCCAACCAAGUUCUCGUAUUCUAUUUUAAAUAUUUGCCAACUCCAAAGCGUCAGAGAUGAGUUGUUCUUAACCAUGUUGGACCUCGAGUAAUAAAGCCUGCCAGCUAAAUGCUAUUGUACAGAGACUCCUGGGUCGUUCAAUGAAUCCCCCAAACCUGUGACCUUGUAUUUAGGAGUGUUUUGAAAAUACUUUUAUAUGUCUGUUGGUAGAAGGUUGCAUUUUUUUCUUUCUUUCUUUUUUUGAGCUUGGUUACAUGACUGUGAUUUUAUUUUUGCCUGAUCCUACUAAAGAAAGUUCUCCUAAGGGGGUUAGGAAGAGGGAAACACAGUUGUCUAGACAUGGGGGCAAAGCCGCUGGACUCUCCUAGCAAAGGGUCUUCCUUUGCUUGAAUUAUCCAGAUUAAUUAGAAACACCUCAGGGCCCCUGUGACUUUGUAAAUGUGGCACAAUUCUCAGUUGUCAGGCACUGAAUGUCAUGGCUCUGAGAGUUUUAUUGUUUUGUUUUGUUUUGUUAAGCUUUAAAAUGUCCUGAGUUUUAAAAUGCUCUAAGUGGUGUUUCAUGUAAUUCUUGGUCAUAAAACUGGCUGUUACUAGUCUGCAAUUUAGUGCUUUGUUUUGUUUUGUUUUUGUCUGUUUUGUGCUUUUCCCGGGUGAGUAGCACACUGGGAUUAUAUGCUAAUGUCACUUAUGGGGAUGUCACGUUUUUAUCUUCUGCUGAAAUGAGCUGAAACUGCGCUUUAUGUAAGUAAACCUCACGUCAGGCACACAGAAGUUAUGUUAAGUGUUAGAAAUUUGGUGGUCAAAGCUGUGAAUGGCAUCGGGCUGAAUCAAAGAGAAGCAAAGUGAUUUCCUGGAUUUAUUUUCAGAUGCCCCCCCCCCCGCCACUGCCAUGGAGGAGAGGUAUGAGGUACAAGGUGCACUGUCGUUUAUAUGCUGUCAGACUGAGGGUGACCAGAGAGUCCUAUGUUCAUAAGGAAAAUGCCUCCAGUGACUGUCUAAGACAUUCCCAUGUCAGAAUUUGAAAUACCCUAAUUCAGUGAUAAGCAUCUCUUCUAAAGCAGCCGUAAGUCUUCUCCCAACCCUUUCUUGCUCCCAGCUCAGCCUGGCUUUUUUGCUGGGGGCACUGGUUGCAACCCUCCAGCCAGCGCACCUGGGACGUUCACCUCACUAGGUGGCUCAGAAGACAAGCCCUCACCUGCUUGCAAAAACCCUUCCCUGAUUCGAGAAUUUGGGUCCCCGACUUCCCUCCUGAGUGUUGUCACUCACUGAGGUAGCAGUACCAGAAGAAGACUGCCCUUUCUUGACCACGCCCUCUUCCCACCAUGGCAACCUUCCUCCUUUGGGCCCCGUCUUUCCUUGAUGUUCAUCAGAUGGCCUCAGGAACUGCUUUGAAGGAAGCUCUCCUUAUUUCAUUGCUAGGUGUGUAGGUAGGCCCUUCACACUCAGGGGGUGACAGAUUUCUUAGCUGGACACUUCAUUGCAGCCUCACUUGUAGCUUUGGCCUUCCGGUAGCCCUUGGUUAUGGCGACAAAUGGCCCCAGUCCCACUGUCCUAUACAGAUUGCCCCAGAAGGGCAAGCCUUAUCCAGGAUGGGGUACGGCUCCAUUUUUGUUAUGCAGUUAUUUCCUCCAAAUGCCAUGUGGAGCAUUUACAAAUUGGGUGCCAUAAAUAAGCUGGACUACAUACGUAUGCAUAAUAAAUAAGCUUUCAGCCUUCUUUGGAAGAUAGGAAGCAUUUGGCUGGGUUUCUUUUUUAAGUGUUUUUGUUAUAGGGGCGCACUUAACAACAUAAGUGGUUAGAAAGAAUGGGGUUUCGCAGCUCUCUAUAAAUUAAAACAGCUACGGAGUCAAUAAGAGAAUUUAUUUUACAUCUAAGAUUUGAUUUUGAAGGUGGUAAAACGUUACUCUUUCGGUAAGUUUUUUUUAAAGAUGUAUAUUUUGAAUUUCUAGGAGAAUGCUUUGUGGUUUUUUAUCUUCACGUAUCAUUUGCUUUUUGAAAGUAAGCAUUACUUGGCGUCAGUUGGAUGUGAAAUGGGCUAUAUAUGUGUAUAAGCCAAGUACGUGUUUGUAUGCUCCUUUUCUUCAGAAGUGCCCAUUUUCUGGGUUUUCCCUCUCAACAGACAGUGAACGAAGCUUUCGGUCCUCUUUCAUUAGUUUCCUCUUUUAAAAGUCCCUAACUGGCUGUGGUUUACCAGAGUAGGCCUGGGUGGUCCUAAUAGCUAAUUCUCUCUCCAGAUAUGAUCGCUGAAAUUGGGGAAAAGAAGUCACACGUGAUGGGACCCCACAGGGUCAUCUGAAGUCAAUUUGGCAGCUUAGCUUCUUUCCCGAAGCCUGGGACUGGAACGGAAAGCUGUUGUCUAGGCAGUGUUUCCUCUCCAGGGUUGUAAAGCAUCGCAGUUCAAGUUGCAAAGCUGUGAAUGUUUUUUACAGUUUUGCUAUUCAGUUCCUAGAGACGGCUAGAGCUCCGAGGACUUCUAGAAGGCAGCUGUGAUGACAUUGUUUCGGUUUUACUUCAGCGUGAAUGUAGAAUUCUCAUCUUCAUUGUAUGCCUGAAAGUGCCUUGUCAAGAAAUAUUCCACAGGUUUAAAAAAUAAAUAUUUUUGUACACAAAGUUAAAGGGGAAAUGCACUUUAAAAUCACAAAGAGUGGGUGUGUUUUGUGUGGUAUAAGCAAGUGGUUUGUUUGUAUCUCAAAAGCAAAAAUGCAAUAAAAGUAGAAAAAACGAAA
Molecule: messenger RNA, 5002 nt
Organism: Loxodonta africana (African savanna elephant)
Lineage: Eukaryota; Metazoa; Chordata; Mammalia; Proboscidea; Elephantidae
Gene: PPP1R3B
Product: protein phosphatase 1 regulatory subunit 3B
Exons: 2
Coding region: 193-1047 (284 amino acids)
Biological process (GO): regulation of glycogen biosynthetic process; regulation of glycogen catabolic process
Cellular component (GO): protein phosphatase type 1 complex
Molecular function (GO): protein phosphatase 1 binding; protein phosphatase regulator activity; glycogen binding
Source: RefSeq, a predicted model, not a curated record